Cuscuta epithymum is the source of this 2047-nucleotide messenger RNA. NCBI's taxonomy places the organism in Eukaryota, Viridiplantae, Streptophyta, Magnoliopsida, Solanales, Convolvulaceae. The record is from the annotation of a GenBank genome assembly.
CCAAAAAGAACAUCUCACCCCUCUCUCCCUCACCCCCCAUCUCGGCCAGCACCCAAGAAAGAAGCAAGAGUAAUUUUCCAUCCUCCAUUCUCCAUCUUUGAAGAGAGCUCAAGCUUAAGGAGUCCAAAAGGAGGUCUUUGGGAAGGAAAAAGUGAGGAGAAAGUGAGAAGGGUUAAGGGACUUGACUUAAGCAUUUUUGAACCUCGCCGGAGUUUCGCCGGAGUUGGUCAAAGCACGCCGGAGUUGGUCAAAGCUUGCCGGAAUUAGUCAAAGUUCAAAUCGGGGAACGUAAAACGCGCUUAAGCUCACUUAAGAUCGACACUUUAAUUAUGCUGUGUGAAGAGGGGUAAUGGCCGGUAAUUUGAAGCAACGUCAUAAUUACGUAUGUGAGUGCGUAGGAAUGUCUUCCUUCUGCUUUAAUUCAAUGGCGUGAGUGCAUACGUAUAUUGAAUUGGCUGGAAAGGCGAUAGCGCCAUUCUUUGGUCAAUAAGCUUGGACUUGUAUGUAUAAAAGCUAGCACGCUGCAAACUACGAGUAAUAAAUUAAAACAUGGAUCUGUGCUGAUCGAUCGGCAGAAAGGUUUGGAAGCUGAAUUGAAGGUGCAGCGCAGCCGGCUGAGAUCAGCAGAUAUGAUGAUAGAAGGGAAGAAAUGGCAGCGCCGCAAUGUGGGGCAUUUCUUGUCCGGUCAAGUGGUCACGGCGGCCGCCGGCAGCUUGCUGCUUCUUUUGUUUGCCGCCGCCUUUGCUGUUAGGACGGAGGGUCUGGAUCAGACCGACCUUGAGUCCAUUGAAUACAAUGUAAUGAUGGAGCUGAAGAGUAGUCUUACGUUCCCGGCCGGAGUAGAGUCCCAAUGGAAUAAUUGGACUGAUCCCGAUCCGUGCAACUGGUCCGGUGUGUUGUGUUCGGCUAGACCGGACCUGAAUAAUUACUCUUUUGUCUUCGUUAUCAAUAUUGGGGGUUUGGGUAUCAGUGGGACUCUGCCGGGAAGCCUGGGAAACCUCACCGGGUUGUUCAGGUUCUAUGCCGCCGGCAACCGCCUCACAGGGUCACUUCCGGACUUUUCCGGGUGCUCAAAUCUCGGCGUGCUCAAUGUUGCCCGCAAUCUGUUCACUUCAAUCCCGCCAACUCUGUUCCACGACAAGACUGAACUCCAAUGGCUUCGUCUAGAUCACAACAUUUUGCUUCAGCCCUGGAAAAUUCCUGAAGAUCUGAGCUCCUCUUCACAACUUGUCAUUUUCACCGCCGCCGAUUGCAACAUUUAUGGGGACUUCCCCAGCUUCUUUAACGACCAAACUUUCCCCAACUUAAAGAACCUCCAAUUGGGGAACAACCAUUUGUCAGGGAACCUCCCUCCCACCUUGCCCCAAUAUUUGGAGACUCUGUUGUUGAGUAACCAAACCGGGACGGCCGACUCAGGUUUGUACGGCAGCAUCUCCGCCAUACAGAACCUGACCCGGCUUACCAAACUCUACCUGCAGAGGAACAAUUUUUCCGGCGAAAUACCCGAUGUGUCCCGCCUCCAGUCAUUGACAGAAUUCAUCCUCAGUCAAAACAGUCUUACUGGUCCAAUGCCAAAGUCAUUGGCAGGAAUCUCUUCACUAAAAGUAGUGAGUCUGUUCAACAAUAACCUGAAUGGCACCGUCCCUCAUUUUAAUGACACUGUCAUAGUGAUUACAUGUGGGAAUCCAGGUUUAGCUGACCAAAAAGGGCUUCCAUGCUAGCUACUACAUGUGGGAAUCCAGGUUCACCGCAAGCCUGCAGCAGAUGUCACUAUGGCGGGUCUUGUAACUAUAAGAUAAAGUCACUAUAAGGGGAUGUUUACUUUUUUUCCCAUUAAGUCCUGUCUGGAUUAAGUGACAUUGUGAUAUCAAGCUGUUUACUAUGUGUGCUGAAUGUGUAGUCUGAAUUAUAUUAAAUGACCAAUUUACCAUGUACUGCAUUAUGUUUAGUUUUGCUAUUCUCAAUGUUCUGGUUGCGUAUGUAUAAGUAAUCUGAUGUGUGUGAACAAAGUAUGAAUUUUAACUUCUUUGUGUUUGCAAUUCCCAAA